Messenger RNA from Drosophila biarmipes, 1363 nucleotides. Its product is annotated as arrestin domain-containing protein 17. Gene Ontology annotation, biological process: protein transport. Bases 35 to 1276 code for a protein of 413 amino acids. The transcript is spliced from 5 exons. Lineage: Eukaryota; Metazoa; Arthropoda; Insecta; Diptera; Drosophilidae. Gene Ontology annotation, cellular component: cytoplasm. The record is from RefSeq and is a predicted model, not a curated record.
UGCACGCUCGGUCGUUUAAUCUGGGAAAAUAAAAAUGGUCGUUACGUGUGAGAUCAGCUUCGAUAAUAAUAGACUCGGUACUUUCUACGCGGGACAGCUUGUCAGCGGCUGUGUGACCCUCAAGUGCGACAGAUCCAAGGAUGUGCAAGCCGUGCUACUUAAGGUGGUGGGGUAUUCCAUUACCAAAUGGACCGAGAAGAGUCUCGGAUCGUCAAAGCUCUAUGCGGGCCGUGAGGAUUACCUAGCAUCCAACACUUAUCUGUUAGGGUCCGAGCAAAACAGCAACAGACACACCAUUCAGGCUGGGGUGCACAACUACAACUUCGCCUGCCAGCUGCCCUACCAGUGUCCUUCGUCCUUCGAGGGCCGCCACGGCUGCAUCCGCUACAUAGUCAAGGUCCUACUCAUCAGACCGUGGAAGUACGAUCAGGCCUAUACAAAGGGCUUUACGGUUCUCAAGAUGCUGGACCUGAACUUUGACACGCCCCAGCUAAGAUUGGCUGCCCACAGCGAGGGUUACCGAACCUUUUGCUGCGGUCCCUGCAAGACGGAUCCUCUCAAAUUGGAGCUGAACCUGCCGCAAGCGGGCUACGUGCCCGGACAGAAGAUUCCGGUGACCGUGGUGGUGGUCAACAACACUGCGGUGGCCGUCUCCGAACUGCGAGUCGCCCUCGUAAUGCUGGUCCGGUACUACAGCGUGAGUCCCGAGCACUCCCGAGUGGAACGAAUCAUAAUAUCGCGGGCCAAGGGGGAUUCGGUGCUGAAGCAGUGCACCCGCUCCCUGACCAUCGAGCUGCCGGUGCCAUCUACCCCGCCCACUUGCGUGGAGCUGAGCAACCUCAUCCAGAUCGCCUACCAACUGGAGGUGGAGGCUCUGGUAAAGAGUCUUCGGAAGCAGCAGCUGAUGGUCAUGCCGGUUACUAUUGGAACGAUUCCCCUGGCAGUUCCAGGCAUUGUGGUCCAACAACCUCCCCGGCGGAGUGCCCACUAUGAGGGACCGCAGUCCAGAAGGGAUCCUCCCGACGAGCUCCCCAUGGUCACCGCCCUCGGCAGUGUGCGCAGCGAUUUGACGCCCAGCCCAGCUGAUUCAGCACUUCCAAGUUAUGAGGAGUCGCGGCACACGCAGCGCGGCAAUAUCAACGAGGAAGAGCUCCAUGCUUUUGGGAUCAACGAGUUUGCUCCCCUCUAUCCUGUCUACAGUAUACCCAGUCCUACCCCCGUGCUCUCGGCAAAUACUCGGAAUGCGGGAUUCGUGAACCAAAGCUUCGUCAAAUAGACCGUUUAUAACAUUAACAUUAUUAAUCAAUUUUACACUUCUUCAUAACAAUCGAAAAAAAUAAACCAGUAAUUCUAAAAAGAGGAA